AUGACAGACGACCUCCUCGGCCGUCACCCCGCGCCCGUCGGGGCCCGUCAUCGCCAUCUCCACCUCCACCGGCUCGCGCACCGCCGACCCCGGCCGCGCCUCAAUGGCCAUCGCCGCACGGACGGGGACGGCUUGCUGCUGGCCCUGGCGGUCUUCGUGGUGUCGCUGGUGCUGUGCCUGAGGAGCUCGAGGGGGUGA
Phialemonium atrogriseum is the source of this 198-nucleotide messenger RNA. RefSeq lists its product as uncharacterized. The coding region runs from base 1 to 198 and encodes 65 amino acids. The transcript has a single exon. The record is from RefSeq and is a predicted model, not a curated record. Lineage: Eukaryota; Fungi; Ascomycota; Sordariomycetes; Cephalothecales; Cephalothecaceae.